ACAAGGAUUUCCCCUGUAUUCCCUAACGUUUUCAGCGUUUUACCGACCCCCGUUCUUAAUUACCGGCACUUUUCCCGAUUUCAAGAGGGUAAAUCAUCUAUUUUAUCAAUUCUUAUUCAGAAUAUUAAAUUGCCUAAAAAAACAUUAGACUGUAAUUUUUAAAUUUUGGUUAAGAUUCGAUUUCGUAAGGGCAUUGAUACAGGUGUGAUGAUGAAUUCCGUUAUCCUCCUAUUUUUUAUACCGCUAUAUGAUAAAUUGAUAAUUAAUAGAGUAUUUAGCAAGAUAUUAUUAAUCAAAGCACGACGAUUUGUAAAGUACGCCGCGGUCAUUUUGAUAACGCUUUUCUUAGCGACAUCUAGUGGAGGCAAUUGUUGUGAAAUCGUCAGUGAAAGUCGUUAAAUUGUUUCAGUUUAAAUCUCUAAAAAAUGGCUCCAAUGAAACCGGGAACAGCGCGAGUGCGAUCAUCACCUCUUGAUAAAAAUAGUCAGGAAUACCGAGAGGGUCGUGAAAAGAACAAUAUUGCCGUUAGAAAAAGCAGAAUGAAAAGUCGCUUAAAGCAAUUAGAAACAAAUCAGCUGGUGGAAGAAUUAAAAAAAGAAAAUGCAGAAUUAAAAGAAAGAGUUAAUCUGUUAUCUAAAGAAUUGGGGGUUUUAAAAGAUUUGUUCAUCACUUAUGCAGAGGACAAAUCUUGACGAAAAUUUAAUGUUAUGACGACUUUAGUGGAUCAUUUUUUGUAGAUUUCAAUAUUUAUAACUUGCUUACAGAGUUGUUUCAGUUUGUCUUUAUCUUUUAAUAAAAUUUUCAAAACUUUUCAAUUUA
Messenger RNA from Dimorphilus gyrociliatus, 819 nucleotides. Lineage: Eukaryota; Metazoa; Annelida; Polychaeta; Dinophilidae. The record is from the annotation of a GenBank genome assembly.